CCCAACUAUAAUCAUCGAUUGCAAACGUUAGAUAGGUAGGUAGCAUUAGCCAGAAAUCCAAAGCUUUUCUUUUCAAUGAAAACCCAGUUUUAUCACGCUGGCAUUCUUCCUUCAACAAUUUUCUUCGCCGACUCCUAAAUUCUCCCAUACAUCAUCAUCACUUCAGCAUCAAAAAUUCAUUUCGCGAUAAAUUAGGUACUCCAACAUGCAUCUACGACGCAUUGUCCGUUACCUGGCGAUAGCGCUACGAGCUUCAAAAGCCGCAGCCUUCGCAUGCAACACGAGCCUCUUAGUCGACAACUUCUCUGGGUUUUCCCACCAUAAAAACAACCUUGGAUUGAAGGCAAGCGGUAAGUCACUUACCUACCUACCUACUUUAUCUCCCUAACCUACCUGUCUACCUCUCGUGACUCCCCUUAGAAAAGGGUAUACUUACGAGACUGAACUUCUUCAACUAACCCCCCAACAGACGACGGAUCCAUGAAGUCCAUCUCAGCCGCCAAGCACACUAUCUCCUUCACACCGCAGGAAAGUUCCUACUUCUACGAGGCGGUGCCGUGCUUCUCCAGGAAAACGAUCGGGUACGGCGCGAUAGCAUUCGUCAUCAAGGCCCCGCAGGACGCGUCCAUCACGCUGGAGAUGCAGACCGCGCAGCAGGAGCACGACUGCUCGGGGGAGACGUACAGCAGCACCUGGCGGUACGUGGCCAACUUCACGGGCCAGGUGCAGAGGGUCAUAGCGCCCUUCAGCUCGUUCGUGGGGGCCAAGGCCGAGGACAUCUUCGCCUUCAAUUGGGCGACGUGGCAGACGCAGGAUACGGGGUUCGUUUGGGAGAUGGGCGAUAUCGAGCUUAUUUGCGGCGAGGAGGACGAGGCGGGUGUAUGAUUGGGUAUCUAUCUAUCUCCUAUCUUACGUACUUGCGUGUUUACCUACCUAAACCUUAUGCUAGGUGGAUGGUUAGAAACGUUGUUGGGGUUUAAGUUUUGAUCCGGCGUUAAAGGGGGAAACGAAUCGGAAACGGAGCUUGGUGGAAUUUGAGUUCGUCAUGUAAACUACCUACCUACCUGUAAUAGAAGUCAGUAAUGUACUAACGAUGAAAAUUAUUUCCUUAUGUUGUCUCGUGAUGCAUUAUGUGGACGAGUCGAGACGUAAUACUAUAGGAGGUACCUAGGUACCUAUCUCCUUAAAUUGCCCCGAGGUUGUCACCAGAGCACAACUGUCGUAGCGGCAUAUACGCUAAGAGCUGGGAAAUUUAUAAGAAUUUUCCAUGUAAUAUUUCCAGUUUCGGUUCUGGAUGUGAAAAUCCAUCUGCGUGUAGUCAUCCCUACAAUCAACAUACAGCUUUCACCCAGCCACACUAACGAGCCACCCCCUGGAGUAAUGCGAUCGCUCCAGCCAUAUUGUACACAAACCCCCUCAGCCCACACACUUUUAACUCCUGAAGAAAGACAGUACGUAACCUAUACUAUAUACAAAAAAAAAAAAAAAA
Daldinia caldariorum is the source of this 1489-nucleotide messenger RNA. RefSeq lists its product as uncharacterized. NCBI's taxonomy places the organism in Eukaryota, Fungi, Ascomycota, Sordariomycetes, Xylariales, Hypoxylaceae. Bases 481 to 885 code for a protein of 134 amino acids. The record is from RefSeq and is a predicted model, not a curated record. The transcript has a single exon.